AUGUCAAAUUCCUUUGGAGGAUUAGCGGAAAUCACUGUUUACGGAUCGCGGUUUGAAAUGCCUGAGGACUCUUUAACCGUCAUGGAGCGAAACAGAGAUUCCGGGCAAGCUUGGGACGUGGCGGAGGCUAAAGCGAGCGGCAUGCCGGGCCUCUACCUGCCCUGCUUCGACAUGCUGGCCACAGAGGAUGCCGCUUGGCUGGUCAAGGUGUCUGAGGCCUCCCCGGACGCGAGAGGAGCUGGAGCAGGAGAGGAGCCGGAACAGUGCCCUGUCAUUGACAGCCAGGAGCAGGGGCUGUCACCUGGGAUGGAGGGUCCUGAGGAGGAGCGCUCUCUGGAGCAAGUGCAGAGCAUGGUGGUGGGCGAGGUGCUCAAGGAUAUCGAGACGGCCUGCAAGCUGCUCAACAUCACGCCAGACCCCAUGGAGUGGAACGUGGGCAACGUUCAGAAAUGGCUGCUGUGGACGGAGCACCUGUACCGGCUUCCUCACGCGGGGAGAACCUUCCAAGAGUUAACCGGGAAGGACUUGUGCGCCAUGAGCGAGGAGGACUUCCGCCAGCGCUCGCCACAGUGCGGGGACACACUCCACGCGCACUUGGACAUUUGGAAGUCAACUGCCUGGAUGAAAGAAAGGUGCACAGUUGGAGACAACAAAAGUCAAGGUACUGAGGAACUUUGGUCCGAGGCUGAUUCGUCUUGUUCUGGUCAACCCAUCCACUUGUGGCAAUUCCUGCGAGAACUUCUGCUGAAACCUCACAACUACGGACGCUGCAUUCGCUGGCUCAACAAAGACAAAGGAAUCUUUAAAAUCGAGGACUCAGCCCACGUGGCGCGGCUGUGGGGCCUGAGGAAGAACCGACCGGCCAUGAACUACGACAAGCUGAGCCGCUCAAUCCGCCAGUACUACAAGAAGGGCAUCAUUCGCAAACCGGAUAUUUCACAGAGGCUUGUCUACCAGUUUGUGCACCCUGUGUGA
Molecule: messenger RNA, 975 nt
Organism: Nerophis lumbriciformis (worm pipefish)
Lineage: Eukaryota; Metazoa; Chordata; Actinopteri; Syngnathiformes; Syngnathidae
Source: RefSeq, a predicted model, not a curated record